Paraglomus occultum is the source of this 375-nucleotide messenger RNA. The record is from the annotation of a GenBank genome assembly. NCBI's taxonomy places the organism in Eukaryota, Fungi, Glomeromycota, Glomeromycetes, Paraglomerales, Paraglomeraceae.
GAAGAGAAAUUAAAAGUAGAAAAAUUAUUUCCAGGAGAAAAAUUGUUAGGAUUAAAUUAUUUUCAUUCUUACCGCAAAGAUGACACCAAAGGAUAUAUCGUUGAUGGCAGCGAUUUUAUUAAGGAAGGAGAAGGAACUGGUAUAGUUCACUUAGCGCCUGCUUUCGGAGCCGAAGAUUUUGCCGUAGCUAAAAAAGAAAAUUUAAUUAUUGAUUGCCCUCUUGAACCUAAUGGAAAUUUCAAUGAAAAAAUCGGAGUUCUAGAAUUAGUUGGCAAACAUUAUAUAGAAGUUAACAAAUAUGUUAUUACUGAUUUAGAAAAAAGGAAUUUAAUCGCAAAAAAAGAAGUAAUUAGCCAUAAUUAUCCCCAUGAUUGA